This is a messenger RNA of Oncorhynchus nerka (sockeye salmon), 938 nucleotides long. Its product is annotated as FAD-linked sulfhydryl oxidase ALR-like. Gene Ontology annotation, molecular function: flavin adenine dinucleotide binding; flavin-dependent sulfhydryl oxidase activity. The record is from RefSeq and is a predicted model, not a curated record. Lineage: Eukaryota; Metazoa; Chordata; Actinopteri; Salmoniformes; Salmonidae. Bases 211 to 717 code for a protein of 168 amino acids. Gene Ontology annotation, cellular component: mitochondrion. The transcript has 2 exons.
UUAAAUACCUGGAAGAAUAGUUCCUGGUCAAAUAUCAAGUAGUUUACAGUUUACAGUUCGAGUGGACUUACUGCCUUACAUGUUUAGAAUAAAUUCAGACAUGUGUAGUUGGUGAACAUAGAGGCCGGGUGUCAUAUAUAGAACACAUGGAGGAGGAGUUAUAAUAAAGCGUUAUAACGGAAGCGUCCUUCAGCCGCGGGUUCUGGUCCGAUGACAGAUCCUUCCCACGGUAACACAGCGGACAUGGCCGCGUCCACCGGAGGAUCAUCCACCGCGGGCAUCCAGGGGUUCCCCAUCAUAACCGGCAGGCCCCCGGAGGAAAGCACCGGUAAGGACACGGAGCAGACCGGAGAACCGAAGAAAAAGCCGUGCAGGGCUUGUACCGACUUCAAGUCGUGGAUGAAGGUCCAGAAAACGCCACAGACCCCAGCAGCAGCGCCACAGGAGGCCCCAGCUGAGCAUGUGGAGCCCCAGCGGCAGCCGGAGUGUCCGCUGGACAGGGAAGAGUUAGGGCGUAACACCUGGUCCUUCCUGCACACCAUGGCAGCGUACUACCCUGACCGGCCCUCCCCCAGACAGCAGACAGACAUGGGACAGUUCAUCAACCUCUUCUCUAAGGUCUUCCCCUGCGAGGAGUGUGCUGAGGACCUGCGGACAAGGUCAGGGGUUUUAGAGGUUAUGUGUGUCGCGUCGGCUGGUGUUGAGAGAGUUGUAUAAUUGGUUCUAGUGGGUUAAAGGUCACGGAUGACUGGCAGUAGAUACAGGUCCACUUCCUGCCCAACUAGAUACCCAGGAGUAGCAUUGCAUCAAAUCAAUGGCUGGUGUUGAGAGAGUUGUAUAAUUGGUUCUAGUGGGUUAAAGGUCACGGAUGACUGGCAGUAGAUACAGGUCCACUUCCUGCCCAACUAGAUACCCAGGAGUAGCAUUGCAUCAAAUCG